Fusarium graminearum PH-1 is the source of this 750-nucleotide messenger RNA. Its product is annotated as phenylacrylic acid decarboxylase. The record is from RefSeq and is a predicted model, not a curated record. Gene Ontology annotation, molecular function: carboxy-lyase activity. The transcript has a single exon. Bases 1 to 750 code for a protein of 249 amino acids. Lineage: Eukaryota; Fungi; Ascomycota; Sordariomycetes; Hypocreales; Nectriaceae.
AUGGUCCGAAGGGUAGUCAAUGUGACUUCUCCUCGUUUGCAUCAGACAUGGAACCAAUCCUGUCGAGGAUUCCGAAUAACCUCGUUGGACCAGACAAACCAGCCUGAUUUAUAUCAAGACACGACGGCAUGUUCUACAAAGAGUGUUAAGUCAUCCAAAGUACGCUUUCUGCCUCCUCGGCCAAAGCGUAUCGUGGUGGGUAUCACCGGCGCCACAGGUGCACCCUACGCUAUCAGACUUCUCGAGAUCCUCAAAGAACUUAAUGUCGAAACACACCUAAUAAUCAGCAAAUGGGCUCUUGCCACGUUGAAAUAUGAGUGCUCACUUACGGAAUCUCAAAUACGAAGUUUGGCACACAGCAACUACACCGCAAAAGACAUGUCAGCCCCAAUCGCAUCAGGCUCUUUCCAGCACGACGGCAUGGUAGUUGUGCCUUGCAGCAUGAAAACACUAGCAGCAAUCAGAAUUGGCUUUGGCGAUGAGCUAAUCGCUCGCGCAGCAGAUGUCAGCCUGAAGGAGAACAGGAAGCUUGUACUUGCGAUCCGUGAGACUCCGCUCAACGACAUACAUUUGGAUAACAUGUUGUUCCUAAGAAGAGCUGGCGCCGUCAUAUUUCCACCCGUGCCAGCAUUUUAUACUCGGCCUAGGAGUCUCGAGGAGGUGGUCGAUCAGAGCGUGGGUCGCAUGUUGGACAUGUUGGGGUUUAACAUGGAAGGGUUUGAGCGAUGGGACGGAUUUAGGAAAGAUUAA